CCUUCUCGAGGGUAAAUUCUUUGGGAUUCGCCGCUUCCAAACAGCCGAUUUCCUUUCCUCGCAGCUGGGAGGGCAGGUUCCCAGGCUGCUGCUCCUGUGCGCUCUGACUGCCGCUGCUGGACCGUCCCCAGGAGGAGUGAGUCGCUUCCCUUCUAAGGUCCCUCCAGGCAAACCAGGGGGAGGCGGGGAGGGGAUCCGGGAUCAGCCUCUCCUGCCCCCGCAGCAGCCAGGAUGCUCCGAGGCAGCGGCAGCUGCCGGCCUCUGGAAUCCCGGCCAGGCGAGUCACCCCGUUAGGGGGCCCCGCCCGGCGGCAUGGGCAGCGGCAGCAGCCGGAGGAAGCGGAGCGGCAGCCCCGCCGCGGAUCGUCCCGGCAGGCGGGGCAGAAGCAGCAGCGCCCCCAGCGGGCAGGGCGAGGAGGCCAGGGGCAGCCAGGCGCCCGCCCCCACGGAGCCGCCCAGCACCAGCCUGCGGCGGCCGCAGCCGGAGGACUCGGACUCGGACUGGGAGCUGCUGGAGGAGGUGCUGGCUGAGUGCGAGGAGCCGGGCGCGCUGCCCCCCACGGCCCCGGGCCCGGCUGCCCCCAGCCGGGGGCCCGCCGGGGACACCUGGGCCGGCCACGACCGGCACCCAGAGGCGGCGGCGGCGGCAGGGAGCGGCCGGGGCAGCGGGGCCGCCGGAGGGGACCAGCCGGCCUCCUUAACAAGAAGUACACAGGACUCGGAGAACAACAACAACUCCGCUAGUGAGUUUCCAGUCAGAAGUAACAAGAAGCCCGAGAUGCAAUCCCCAAUAUCGUACGAUUACGCUGAAGAAGAGCUCAUGGCGAGUAUUGAACAAGAGUACUGCCGCUGAGACCCAGUGCUGUACGAUCAUAGCUGACAGGGGCACAUAUGAGCAAGGGUUCUGCAAACAAAAUAACCCCGCACACAGUGAGAUUGUUCUGAAGAAAUGGAAAAGACGAGAAUGAAAUGGGAGAGAAUGUUACCACUCAGGAGGCUGUUAGUAUUGUAGGACUUCGAAGAACUCCUCUUUGGCAAGUGCUGAGCAAGAGCACUGAUUAACGAAGGAACCCUCACUGAGCAGUGAACAAAAGCUAUGUGGUGGGAAAAAAUAAGAUCUUAUUACUUUUCUCUUGUAAAUGAAUAUUUAAAAGCUAGUUUCUAAGUAAUACUUGUGUAUGAAGACAAAUAUAUUGUAAGGUUGAGAUGUGCCAUUUUGACAGUGUGAUUUCAGUCAGAGAAGUGCAGCAAAUCAUUUGAAUAAAUACUUGCUUGAUUGGAGAUAUCCAAAAUUUACCUUUCCUGACACUUAGCUAUGGGUCAAAUUCAGAUCUAUGGUAAGCAGCUUGCAACUCUUUACACCAGGUAUGAAUUUGCCCCCACAUGUUUUUUUUAAAUAUUCCACAGCACAGAAAAAGGGAGGGAAGGGAAUCAAUCAUUCCAAACUUAGGCUGCAGGAUCUAAGAGUUCAAAUCCCAGUUCUCUAUCAAACAACAGGGAUGGGAUUUGUUCUGAUUGUGCACAUGGCUCUGUUUCUUCUAGCUCCCCUUUUCCAAAGAGGCAUGGGGACUGAAGUUGUCACGAGUCCUGCUUCCUUAAAAGGCAAGAUUCUUGUCUAGUUUCUUACCUGCUGGCUUAUAGAAAUGAAAGCUACAGGGAAAUCAGAAGGACAGAAUGACGUGCACAUACCAGUCCAAUGCCACAGGUACACGCCUGUUGGGUCACCCACUUUGAGAUGGGCUUUAACAUUAUUGAAGAGCAGUAGUUCACAAAUCAGCACUCCAGCACUGGAGUUAGAUAUAAAUUGACCACUUCUGGCUUACACAGGAAUUUUCAUUAGUGUGUAAUUUAAAAUUCACCACAUUUAUCACUAAGGACAGAAAAGUAAAACAAAAAAUCCUAUAAGCGCAAAGACUCAGAGGUUUUCAGUAUGAUUGACAGUGAAGCCUUAUACUUUUUAAUUAACGUUUCUGUCCUUUUGUUUGUUUUGGAGCCUGAUAUACUUGGAGUAGCUGCUUAUCAGAAUUAGAAAAAAUAACUUCUUUCUGUCCUCUGAUGGAACAUAACACGUCAGAUGAAAUCUCAAGGGCAAAUCGAUGAGGCACAUGCUAAUGGAAACAGUGGGAUACACCUUAAGAUGUCAAGGUUUGACUUUCCCUUUGUAUUUUGGUGUAGAUUUCACAAAUAUCUAUGUUCCAGAUAAUUCUCAAUAAAAGGCAAAAGUAU
Messenger RNA from Dermochelys coriacea (leatherback sea turtle), 2225 nucleotides. It is a transcript of the gene CYS1, whose product is annotated as cystin 1. The transcript has 3 exons. Bases 313 to 852 code for a protein of 179 amino acids. The record is from RefSeq and is a predicted model, not a curated record. Lineage: Eukaryota; Metazoa; Chordata; Testudines; Dermochelyidae.